CAAUGUGUCUCUUUAGAUGUGGCUGAAACGUUGGGGAAGAGCUGACCCAGGGUAAAGGGUGCUGACGUCAUGCCCAUGUGACAGGGAGGGGGUAUAUAAAGUGAGGGAGGAGGUGGAGAGCUGUAGUAACACAUUGAGCUUGCUGUGAGGAGCUGCUGCUGUUGGGUUUUUCUCUUGGCCCCCCUAACAAUCCCCCCCUUUACCCCACAGGUGGAGAAUUGCACCUGGAAUGGGGGAAGGGUGCAGAAGAAGGGAUGAAGCUGGCACAGAUUGUUCCUGGUGAAUAUUGAUACAAUUUGUUCCAUUUCUCUAGAAAGUGGAAGAAGUCGUUUUUCACCUCUUGAGCUCAGCCUGUGCUGUGGGAGAGGGAGCCCAUUCAGCCUUGCUCCACUAGGGGGGUCCUGGAGUUUUGGAUUGGGGAGUAGCAGGGGGACUUCCUGCUCUCAUUACAAUGACUCUGGGAACCGACAUGUCUGAUAACUCCAUGCUUUCUGAAGACACCGACAUUGACGUGGUCGGUGAUCUGAGCAGCGUGAAGGAUGGUAAAUACUCCGACUAUAACUCUGACAACGAUUCGGACGAUCAUGCCUCCAGGAACCUGCGAGGGGACGCUGCGUCCCCAGAUCUGUCCUCGGGCUCAGAUUCCCACCAGAGAGAGGGCGAGAAGAACCCCAAAAACACGCUGGUGAAGCCCCCUUAUUCUUACAUUGCCCUGAUCACAAUGGCCAUCCUGCAGAGCCCCAAAAAGAGGCUGACCCUCAGCGAGAUCUGUGAAUUCAUCAGCAACCGCUUCCCCUAUUACAGGGAGAAGUUCCCAGCCUGGCAGAACUCCAUCAGACACAACCUCUCCCUCAAUGACUGCUUUGUCAAGAUCCCCAGGGAGCCAGGCAACCCUGGCAAGGGCAACUACUGGACCCUGGACCCUGAGUCUGCAGACAUGUUCGACAAUGGGAGCUUCCUCAGGAGAAGGAAGAGGUUCAAGAGACAGCAGAGUGCUGAGAUCCUGAGGGACCCCAGCAGCUUCAUGCCAGCUUUUGGAUAUGGACCUUAUGGCUACAACUAUGGACUCCAGAUGCAGAGCUAUCAUCCGCAUCAUGGGAACCCCUUCUCCUCUUUCCCAGCACCCCCUUGCCCCAUCCCAGCCACAGCCACUGUGUUCUCCAGCCCAGCCCCAGGUAUACCCCCUUACCUUGGCAAUGAACUGACCAGGAAGUCCUUCUACUCUCACCUCAGCCCCCCUAUACCUUUGCUACAGUCCUUAAAGACAGAUGGACAGAGUCGACCUUCCUUUUCAAUAGACAAUAUCAUAGGAGGGUCUGCCCCAUCCAAUAGCCCCACUUCACCCUACACAACCCAGUCAGGGGGACAGCCAUCAGUCAUUGCAAUGUUAACCCCUUCACUGACUCCCAUGCAGAACCAUUUAAACCUGGCCCAUGAAAACCUCUUGCAAUCCGGACAGAACUUUUCCAGUAAAAUAGCAAAUCUUAACAGCUGUCAUUUUUAAACAAUACAAAAAAAAAAAAAAAAAUGUGAAAAUAUCUCAACCUGUGUAUUUAAGGUAGGAAUUAAUUUUAAUAUGGAACUUUUGACGUCACCAACAAACCCUCCUGUUCUCCCUCUCCCAAUUCUGUUUUUAUUUAUGAAAAUAUGUAAAUAUUGCUAGCUGUAUAACUUCUUAUUUUUAUUUUAUUUUCUUCUCACUUUUAGAUAAAUUUAUAGGGUCGUUGAACCUCUGUUUUUAAAUUAAUUUUCAAUAGUUUUUACUAUGAAAGUAACUUAAUGGAGAGGAGACUGUACGAUAAACGCUUGUUAACUCUUAAACUAAAAGUGGCAUUUAUAUAAAUAUUUUUUUUCACCACCCUGGUGUUUAAAAUGUUAAAUCCACUGCAUCUAACGUACUUUAAAUCCACUCUGUUCUGUGCUUAAAACUCCCUCUCUUAAACUGUCAUGAGUGGAAAAGCACUUAUAAAAUCGAUCUGUUACCAAACACGAAUAUUAAACUUCGGAUUCUAAAAUCGAAUUUUAAAGGGCUUCAUUUUCCUUUAAUUGCUACAGAUAAGAUAAGUAGCCCUCCAGUCUCUUAGUUCUCUAUAAAUGUCCAAACCCUUAUAAUUUUAUUUUAACCCUAUAUGGUGAAAUGUGUAUGUAAUUAUAUGUAUAUAAUGACAGGGAGGGCGUGUGGUAUAUCCUCUCCCCUUAUCACAUCAUCCUGUGUAAUGUAAAUAUUUAGUUUAUUAUUUUUGUGUUUAAAUUUUAUUGAUUUUUGGAUGUGUGAAUAAUUGGUCUAUGAGGGGGAAUAAAACACAAUUGUCCAGCCUUUGGGGAAAAAAAUAAAUAAAUGUUUGAAAUCUAAAA
Messenger RNA from Pelobates cultripes (western spadefoot toad), 2355 nucleotides. Lineage: Eukaryota; Metazoa; Chordata; Amphibia; Anura; Pelobatidae. The record is from the annotation of a GenBank genome assembly.